UUAAUCAGAGAUUAGAGAUUAAAAACGAUGGCGAACCAACAGGCUCAGGAUUUAUUCGAAGAUCUGGAAUUUUUGGGGGAUGACGAAUUGAUUUCGUUGGCCAUGGGAGCACCCGGGAAAGAAGCAUUGUCUGGAUGCACAGAAAUAAUGAUGACAGCUACAGAAUCAGCAAUGAGUGAUCUGACCCAGGAGAAGUAUGUGUUCCAGUAUGGUCCACGUCAGGGGGACCCAGGUUUUUUGGAACACCUUGCAAAAUUCUUGUCAGUGCAAUAUGGGGACAAUAACAUUUCCAAAGAUAACCUGAUGGUGACAGCAGGUGCCACACAUGGUCUUCACUUGACAGCCACUGUCCUGUUUAAAGAGGAUAUUCCUGUCUUUGUAGAGGACCCAACUUACUUCAUAGCCAUCAAGAUGUUGGGAAAGGACCUGGGAAGGACUGUUAUACCAGUUCCUGUUGGGGAUGAUGGUAUAGAUGUGGACAAACUUGAGGAGAUGUUGAAGAAACACAGACAUAAAGCUGGAGACAAGAGCACGUGGAAAUGUCCUUUCUGGACCAUGCUGUACCUUAUGACAGUGUAUAACAACCCACGAGGGAACUGUCCCUCCCCUGAAAAAUGUAACAGGCUGGUAGAACUUGCUAGGAAGUAUGAUGUGCUAUUAUUUACUGAAGACGUUUACAACCUGCUUCAUUUUGAGGAGGGUAACCCUCCUCCUCGCCUCCUUUCUUACGAUGUCAGUGAUGAUCCUGAAUACCUGGGCUGUGUUCUUUCCAAUGGGACUUUUUCCAAGAUUUUUGCCCCCGGACUACGACUAGGCUGGAUAGAGGGACGUCCUGGAGUUGUAAGAUUAAUUAUGACCAGUAACACAGCUUGGAGUGGAGGAAGCUUCAAUCACUACACGUCCCGUGUGGUGUCAGCAGCCCUUCAGACUGGACUCCUGUCCCAACACCUAACCAAGCUCUGCAGCGUAUACAGGGAAAGAAUGAAUCUUCUAUGUCAAGCUCUGCUUAAAUAUCUGCCUGCAGGGUGUCAUUUCAAACAACCAAAGGGCGGUUUCUUUGCCUGGAUCACAUUACCAGACACUGUUGAUGGAGAAGCCUUACUGAGCCUAGCCAAUGGCAAGCACAAGGUCAAUUUCAUCACAGGUCAAAGCACCUCGCCAACUGGGAGUUUUAAGAACUGUAUUCGACUGUCUAUCAGCUUUGCUGAUACGAAUCAGAUUGACGCGGGUGUUGAACGACUCUGCAAGGCUAUAAAGGAAUACACGUUAAAUGUAGCUAACUCAGAAAGCAGUUGCUCAUGAUUAAAUUUUUAAAAAACAGAAUAUAUUUUAACUUGGAAAAAUCUAUCCAAAUGUUUUAACUUAAAAAAA
Molecule: messenger RNA, 1371 nt
Organism: Mizuhopecten yessoensis (Yesso scallop)
Lineage: Eukaryota; Metazoa; Mollusca; Bivalvia; Pectinida; Pectinidae
Exons: 10
Coding region: 28-1302 (424 amino acids)
Biological process (GO): biosynthetic process
Molecular function (GO): L-2-aminoadipate:2-oxoglutarate transaminase activity; pyridoxal phosphate binding
Source: RefSeq, a predicted model, not a curated record